This is a messenger RNA of Mangifera indica (mango), 871 nucleotides long. RefSeq names its product ubiquitin-conjugating enzyme E2-23 kDa-like. Gene Ontology annotation, cellular component: nucleus. Gene Ontology annotation, biological process: ubiquitin-dependent protein catabolic process; protein polyubiquitination. Lineage: Eukaryota; Viridiplantae; Streptophyta; Magnoliopsida; Sapindales; Anacardiaceae. The transcript has 6 exons. The record is from RefSeq and is a predicted model, not a curated record. Gene Ontology annotation, molecular function: ubiquitin conjugating enzyme activity. The coding region runs from base 119 to 670 and encodes 183 amino acids.
UGGUUUUAUAUGCUUAUCCCGGUUGUACAAGUUUCUAGCUUAAGUGUGGCCUCUUCAUUUCUCUGCAAUUAAUUCUCUUUGAAACCCAGGAAGAAAAGGGAGGAAAAAAGGGAAAAUAAUGUCUUCACCAAGCAAACGACGAGAGAUGGACUUGAUGAAACUGAUGAUGAGUGAUUACAAGGUAGAGAUGAUCAAUGAUCGCAUGCAGGAGUUCUACGUACAUUUUCAUGGACCUAAUGAGAGUCCUUAUCAUGGAGGUGUAUGGAGGAUAAAAGUGGAGCUACCAGAUGCAUAUCCAUAUAAAUCUCCAUCGAUAGGCUUUGUUAAUAAGAUCUACCAUCCAAACAUUGAUGAGAUGUCUGGCUCUGUUUGUUUAGAUGUUAUUAAUCAGACUUGGAGCCCCAUGUUUGAUCUGGUUAAUGUGUUUGAAGUAUUUCUGCCCCAACUUCUUCUCUAUCCCAACCCUUUAGACCCAUUGAAUGGAGAGGCUGCAGCACUGAUGAUGCGAGAUCGACCAGCUUAUGAACAAAGAGUAAAAGAGUUCUCUGAGAAAUAUGCCCGACCAGAAGAUAUAGAAGCCACUUCAGAAGAGGACUCAGGUGAUGAGGAGAUGAGUGAAGAUGAAUAUGAUUCAAGCGAUGAGGCAGUGGCAGGCCAAGCUGACCCAUAGAAGUUCAUGUCCAUAAUGAUUGUUUUGUAUAUUCUGCCUUUUAACUUGGUUAGAAGAUCAAUCUCAAUUUUCUUGUAAGAAUAAGAAUUUAAUCCCAACUGAAUAUAGCAGGAAAAGGUCUUCAUCCCAGCCUAUACUAGCUGCGUGUGUCAAUGCUAUAAUUUGUUAAUAAUAUAUAAGUUCUCCCUUUUUUAUUCGGUA